Hordeum vulgare subsp. vulgare (domesticated barley) is the source of this 1793-nucleotide messenger RNA. RefSeq lists its product as uncharacterized. The transcript has 6 exons. Gene Ontology annotation, biological process: double-strand break repair. The coding region runs from base 22 to 1662 and encodes 546 amino acids. The record is from RefSeq and is a predicted model, not a curated record. Gene Ontology annotation, molecular function: 5'-tyrosyl-DNA phosphodiesterase activity; single-stranded DNA binding. Gene Ontology annotation, cellular component: PML body; cytoplasm. NCBI's taxonomy places the organism in Eukaryota, Viridiplantae, Streptophyta, Magnoliopsida, Poales, Poaceae.
UUCAAAAUUCAAAAUUUCCCAAUGGCCACGUUCCUCUUUCGCCCCCCUUUUCACGGCCGCCUCCUCCCCCUCCGCCGCCUCCUGCCCCAGCCCAAAUCCCUCUUCCUCCCCAGCAGAACCCUCCUCCGCUCCCCCAGGCUCACCAUGGCCUCCUCGCCCCCGCCCCCUUCGCCCCCCUCCGCCUCGACGCUCCCUCCUCCGGGACGCCCGACUCGCUCCCCGCCGCCGCCCGAGUGGCCCUGCGCCCGCUGCACGCUCCGCAACCCGCGGGGCGCCGCCGCCUGCGCCGCGUGCGACGCCGCGCGCCCCGUGGACGUCGACGACGCGUCGCUGGGCCAGCCCGCCACCGUCGCCGCCUCUUCGUCGUCUCGCCCGCUCCCGCCGGCCCAGUGGUCCUGCGCCCGCUGCACGCUCCUCAACUCCGGGAGCUCCGCCGACUGCGCCGCCUGCCGCGCCGCGCGCCCCGUGGUCGUUGACGACGGCGACGAGCUGGACUUCUCCGCCGUCGCCGGCGCCUCGUUCCUCCCGCUCCGUGGGGGCCCGAGGAACAUAGGCCGCUCUGACGCUGCGACCAAGUUAGCUCUCGCAGCGCCGACGGACACUGUCUGCGAGCGCGGCGGCUUGAACGAAAGGGAUAAGACGGCCGCCGAAAAAGAGUGCUCAAGGAAGAGAGGCAUCAUCCAUGAGGACGUCGACUCCAAUGAAAGGGACGAGACAACCACUGAAAAAGGGUGCACAAGGAAGAGAGGUCGCGCGAUGUCGCCAGGCAUCGUCCAUGAGGUUGGCGGCUCGAAUGAAAGGGAUGAGCCAACUGCCGAAAAGGUAAAUUCUGAGGCUCAUUUGGAUAAGAAGACCAUCAAAGUCAUGACAUACAACGUAUGGUUUCGGGAGGAUUUGGAACUGACGAAAAGGAUGCAUGCCCUUGGAAAUCUUAUUCAGCACCACAAUCCAGAUCUUAUAUGCUUCCAGGAGGUUACACCAAACAUAUAUCAGCUUCUCCAAAAAUCUGGCUGGUGGCAAGAAUACAAAUGCUCGCUGUCAGCUAGGAUGGCCAUGCAGAGACAAUACUACUGCAUGCAGAUGAGCAAGCUGCCCGUGAAUUCUUUCAACUGCAUCCCAUUUUCCAACUCAGUCAUGGAAAGGGAGCUGUGCGUGGGAGACAUCAACAUUGGAGGCGUGACCAAGAUGGUGCUGGCCACAAGCCACCUGGAGAGCCCCUGCGCGUGGAAUCAGAUGUACAGCAAGGAACGGGUAGUCCAGGCGAAUGCGUCCAUGAGGAUUCUGGACAAGUUCCGCAACGUGAUAUUCUGCGGAGACAUGAACUGGGACGACAAAGGCGAUGGGCCAUUCCCUUUGCCAAACGGCUGGAUCGAUGCCUGGGCCGAGCUGAAGCCAGGAGAGGACGGCUGGACAUACGACACGAGGGCUAACGGCAUGCUUGCAGGCAACCGCAAGCUGCAGAAGAGGCUGGACCGGUUCGUGUGCAAGCUGCCGGAUUUCGAGAUUGACUCCAUCGAGAUGAUCGGGAAGGAAGCUAUACCUGGGAUAUCACACUACAAGGAGAAGACAGUCCGCAAGGUAGUCCAGAACAUCGAGUAUCCUGUGUUGCCUAGCGACCACUUUGGGCUUGUUCUGAGCAUCACCUAUGCAUCAUCCGGUUGAAAAAGUACGGUGUAAAAACGUUUCCUAGUAGUAGUAGUGGCGGUGAAUUUUGUAGCCCAAUGGAAAGUAUCAAGUAUCUCUACCCCUGGUUGAGAAGAAAUAACUUGGAGUUAGAGAUCGUUUCUGUCGCA